AUGGGAAAAUUCAAGCAAUCGAAGAAGCGCGACAAACCAGAUGCCUCGAAAGCUGCUGGCCGUGGAGUCAAGCGGCGGCAGCAUAGUCAAGCUGCGAGAUCAAACGCGAGGGUGAAGCAAGUAAAGAUCAGCAACGGGCGAUCAUCGGCAGCUGGUCGCCAAAACCCGAAGAUACCAUUUUCGAAGCAUGAUCGUGUUUUACUCGUGGGAGAGGGCGAUUUUUCCUUCACGCUCUCUCUGGUGAAGAAUUACAAGGUUAGUGCUGUUCUCGCCACAUCCUAUGACGACGAAGACACGUUGAAGCAGAAAUAUCCCAACAUCAACAGCACUUUGAAUCAAAUAGCCAAAGUGGGCAAAGGUCUAUCUGUCGAAGAUCUCCGAACCAGUGAUGUGGGCGGUGACGAGGAAUGGGCCGGUUUUUCAUCUGAUGAGGUCGCGAAUGCUACUGAAGAUGUUUCUGUCGCCAGCACGAAAAGCGCAGAAGUGAAUAUCCUACACGGCAUUGACGCGACGUUAUUAAGCAAAGCUCAUCGGAAAGUGUUGAGUCAAUAUGCACCAUUUACCAAGAUUGUAUUCAAUUUCCCACAUACUGGCGGGCUCAGUACAGACGUCAACCGCCAAGUACGAGCGAACCAGGAGCUUCUUGUCGACUUCUUCAAUAGUGCGAAACCAUUACUUGCGACCUCUUCACGACCUGCAAAGUCGAGGGAAAACGAAGAUCUAGGGGUUCAGGACGAAGACCUUGAGAAUUUCGAGGCGAAAGAACAGGAAGAGUCUGCAGCGCUCACGAGAGGCCAGGUAGUCGAGUCCUUCAAAUUCCCGUGGGCUGCAUAUCCGGGGUACAAGCAUGCCAGGACGGUGGGUGAUAUCGUGACUGGCAAAGAUCGCGGCGAGGAGGGCAAGAGAAAAGGUGCUUGGAGAGGUGAAGAGCGUGAUGCGAGGUGUUAUGUGCUUGCACUUAAGGAGGAGUCAGGUCUGCAGGACAAAAACGGAAAGAAGCGGAAGCCGAAUGAUGGUAGUGAUGAGAGCGAUUGA
Messenger RNA from Lithohypha guttulata, 1035 nucleotides. RefSeq lists its product as uncharacterized. Gene Ontology annotation, cellular component: cytoplasm. NCBI's taxonomy places the organism in Eukaryota, Fungi, Ascomycota, Eurotiomycetes, Chaetothyriales, Trichomeriaceae. The transcript is spliced from 2 exons. Gene Ontology annotation, molecular function: rRNA (uridine-N3-)-methyltransferase activity. Bases 1 to 1035 code for a protein of 344 amino acids. The record is from RefSeq and is a predicted model, not a curated record. Gene Ontology annotation, biological process: rRNA base methylation.